UAAGGUAAUUAUCGUAGCGAAACGAUCGUGGUCCGAAUAUCUCUUGUUUUCCGAGACAGUGUGUCGACGUUAGAGAAUCGAUCAAAUUGAAUAUUUUAUCGUGGCAUGGAUAUAGUUUGUCGAGUCGAAAUGAUUGUGGAAUUCAUCUAUCGAAAACAUUGUUAUAAAUAGAAAAGUUUCCACUUUCUUCGAGGUACAGAAUACCUACGCCAAAGGUGUUUCGAAAACCACGAUCGUGAUCUCGCUUGCAACGAAGAAAAAUUUUUUUUACCAGCAAACGAUAGGAAAAGGAUUCCAUUUCCACCUACACCAAACAAUUGUCUACGCGCGAAUCGUGAUCCUGUCGAGCAUCAGCAUCAAAAUCGUCAACCCGCAAAGAGACGACGCAGACGCCAAAUUGAAAUUCUCCACGCUCGUUUUCUCGAGUGAUCUAAUCUACGUUGCAACGACAAUGACACUGUCCAACGCGCGUUGUCGAAACGGAGGAUCGAGAAGAAAGGGGAAAAGAAAAGAGAAAAGAAAGGAAGAAGAAGAAGCGAGAGAGCGCGAAAGAAAAAGAGUAGGAGGAAAAGUAGUUCUCGCACACUGACACACUGCUGCAGGGGUCCGCAAAUAAAUUGUCCCUCCUCCUCCUAUCUCUCUCCCGCCCCUCCCUCUCCCUCUCCCUCUCUCUCUUCCUCGAAAUAAAGAACGAGCGCAAAAGAGUCUGUCUUUAUUCCCUUGUCCCUCUCCGUCUCUCCCCUCUUUCUAUCGUCUCGCUCCAACACUCGCGUCUCGUCUCUCCUCUUGUCUCCUCUCUCUGACCCGUUAAAAUAGACAAGCCUUCUUUCCCGGCCAAAGUCACAGAUAUUACGAUCCUGCCAGCGGACGGCCCACCACACGGCUAUUAACGAGAGAAGGUUCACCUCUUGCGAUUCUCCUCCUCUUUGACCGCCGGUUGACACGGCGACGCGUUUAAACUCGGCCAGACCUGUUUGGAACACGAUCCGCGGACCAGAUUUACGCUCAACCGUGAGACGCGUCUAGACGGCGGAACGAAAAAAAAGGGAAAAAGAUCGCCGGCGAAAAAAUCGGCGAAAUUUUCCGCCCAGAUCUACCCGCGAUUCACGCUCCGUGCGUCAACUCCGCGGUACGUUCGAAAGGAUACGACAAGGAAGUGACAAGUUUCAGUGAGUGAAAGAAUCGUGUCGGGAGAUGUUGGAAUAUUUGUAUCUCGUUGAAAAGUUAUUCCUCUUAUACGAAGAUAAAGAAAUUUCGUAAGAAAAGUAUAUAUUUUCAACGAAUAUAUAUAGAUAGUUCCAUUGUGAUCCGAGGAUUCUAUCAGGAUGUGAACGAAUCCGCGUACAUUUUUUAUCAAAUCGCGUUCGAAGACGAUCCAAGUUUCGUUUCGGUGGAACGAUCGUAAUUAGCGGCGCUGCCAGAAUUAUCGAUCUCGAAGAUCGCGGGUGCAUCUAAAUUUGUUUGAAUCAGUGUUGCGCGAGCGGUGGCCGCCUCGACAGACGCGGCGAGUCAUCGCGGCCAAUUAGCAGUGGUGGAUAAUUCCAAGGAUCGUUGCGUUGUUAUUAUUAUUAUUAUUAUUCUGUGUUAUCCCGUGUGAGAAGAUUCGCCUUUGUUAUCGUGAUCCGUUCGCGCGAGGUGGUAUGGUAUGCAAGUGUUUGAUUGUGCUUUAUGUUGCGGUAAAAUUUAUGGAUCGUUGGUCGCGUUAAUUGGUAAUCGGGGACGAUGGCGGAGGACGGAGGAUUCGACAACGAUGACGACGAGCCGGGAUAGAAACUUGGUUAGAGAUUCAGUUCUUUUUUUUUUUUUUUACGUAAUUGCACGCGCUCUCGUCUGUUUGGAGAAAGUGCGAGGUUACCGUGGAAAGUGGAGAUCCCUAUCUUUCGGGAAGACGUGAAAAUCGAUUGAAGAUGGAUCGACCGGGAGGAACAAUCCUUAUUAUUGAACGAGAGGAUUCGAUGUGUGGAGAUCCGGUGAUUGGUUUUUCUUCCUUUUUUUUUUUUAUAGUGAGUUUUAUCAUCGGUGAUCAUCGUUUGCUAUUUCCGCGUUGCUAUUAUUAAUUGCACGGGAGGAUUUACAGAAAAUUCAUCUUGUUCGGUUCGAGGAAUCGUAAAAAUGAUAGGAGAAGAAUUAGUCUUAGUAACAGAGUGGCAAGAUGGAUCGGGGAAAGUUAUCCUAAUCGGCUGUGAUCACGAAGGAAGGAAAUUAUUCGACCGAGUUCCAUAACUUUUUAACGUAACGUUAAAUCCGUAUUAAAAACGCGUUUCGAAGUCAGACUUGGUUAAUUCGAAAGGUGCAAGCUCGAAUUAAGAAAGAACGAACGGAGGAUUGAGAUUAAAGUUGAGAGGAGGAAGAAAUCUGGAGGAAAUAGCGCGAAGAAAAUUUCUUUUAACUUUUCUUUUUUCUUUUCAACAAAAGUCUCGUAGCUUGCGAAGAUCGAUCGAAGCCUCGUAAACUCGAUGAACUCGAGCUGUGUAGAGCCGCGCUACCAGGAAGCUAUUUCCACGGCUAUACGUCAUGACAAUGCGCGAGAGAUCGAUGGAGGAUUUGGAGAACGGUGUUAUUACGUCGGAGUUUUCCGCGAUCGUUCGCUGUCUCGUGCUCGAUUGAUCCAAGCUUCCAAGUUUGAUGGUGUGUAUAUCGUGUUACGUCAGAGGCAAAGCUUCUCGAUCCUUAGUUGCUCCGCGAUCUUCCACCCAGAUGGUGGCCUCAUCGAGCCGAUAAAUCGAUUCCACGAGUUUCCGAUGUUAGAAGCGUAAGAAAUUUUCUCUUCGUAACAUUUCGUUGCGACGAAGGUUAAGAUGAUGCGAAGUGGAGAGUUUUUGUCGAUACAUUUGUUGAUACAAAUCUUUUGGGAAUCUAGAAAGAUCGUUAAUUGUUCCGCGAUCUUCCACCCAGAUGGUGGCCUCAUCGAGCCGAUAAAUCGAUUCCACGAGUUUCCGAUGUUGGAAGCACAGAGGAUAAGAAGGGAAAUUUCCUCUUCGUAAUAUUUCGUAAUAAUCGACGAAGAUUCACGUGAUGGAGAUUUUUGUUCGAGGUAUUGAUACAUUUGUAUCUUUUGGAAGUCUUUUUUCUAAGAAAACGAGUAUAAAAGUCGAUGGACAAAAUGUUGAGAGUUAUUGAGUUAUAGGUUUGAGGUCUUACGCUAUUUCUGUCUUUUCGCUGUCUCGAUAAUUAAUCGAUGUUUUCGUGCAACUUUUAUGUUUGUUCCGGCCUCUAAAAUUGACUCUCCAAAAAUAUUUCACACGAAUGUACAGAGUGUCUGAAUGAUUACGAAUAUAAAGUGUAAAAGAUAAGUCGAAAGAAGAGUGAGAAAAUUUUAUAAUAAUUUUCCAAAAUCCUUUCUGAUAAAAAAAUACAACUACGUUCUACAAUUUCACGUAUUAUUUUUAAAUUAGCUUCUCUCAAAGCUAUUCUUUUUAUUCUUGAAUAUUAUCGAUACGUAUAAAUUUCUCAAUCCUCCGUUUCUCGCUCACUUUUAUCUAGACACUCUCUAUAUUUUUCAAUAGGAUAAAUCGAUCGAGGUCAUCCUCAUAAUCGAAAGAAGCACAAUUCCUUUCCUCUCGAUCGAUCGAUCGAUUAAUAUUUCGAAGCUCGAGAAGGGCUUCGAAAUAUCAAGCGACCUUUUGCGUUUUCGGUCGAUCGAGAACUACUACUCGCAAGUUCCACUCGGAAGAAAAGUUUCUCGCCGGAGAAUCUCAUCUUGGAGGGCGGAAGAUCCCGUUCGAAAAUCGAGACUCUGUGAUCGUCGAAUUUAGACACUCGUGAUUUGAAAAUAGCUCGUGUAAAUCAACGGUAAUUUGUUCCGUGAUAAAUUAAACGAUCGUUGGUGCGAUUUUAACGUUUCGAGAUCGAAGAAUGAACGAAGUUUGUGAGGUUUAUUUCGCGAUGAUUCAAGGGAAAUUCGUAAGCUUGUCGAAAAAAGUUUAAAUUUUUAAACGAUUAGAAGGAAGAUAUCGUUGUAAUUUUGUUUUCACAUAGAUCGAUCUUGAUCGCGGCACGCUUCGACGUUCUCGAGCAAACAGAACGUAGAUGCUGCGUAAUAAAUGAUCAAGGCCCGAUUAGUUAGCGGAACAGGAGGCGGCCGAUCUGCUUGUUUUGAUGAACGCGUGCAACGACGUUCCGCUCGAAGACGAUAAUUUAUUCUCAAAUAAUUCGAUGAUAUUUCAAUGUGUACGAUGGAACGAUCGAUGGUUCGUUGAUAAUUUUUGAUCAGAAAAGAAAAAUUAAACGGAUAGAAAGACGGUAUAGAAAAUUUUCUGAAAACAGAGAGAUUAAUUUAAUCUUUGCACUCGUGUUAUUACACAUAUUUUUGGACUGUUGUUACAAUGUUUUUGCUUAAAUGUGUGUAUAUACGAAAUGAAAUAAAUAAAUAGAAAAUAAUAAAAGAUUUUUUGUUCCGGCAAACCAGGAUUAUAUAUUGUUUUUAACAAUGCAAAAUUAUGAAAUGUAAUUUUUUCAACAUUAUUUACUUUUUUGGUCUUUAACAGUUGUCUUUUUGCCAUAUUUUAUCAUACAAGUUUGCGUUUUCGAGAGGAACAUUGGAGCGUUUAUUCCUGUGUUCCUUCCAAGUAAUUUUGAAAAAUCAAAAUACAUAUACAAAUAUCAUAUAGAUUUUUAUAUACUGAUCUAAGGGUUGAGAUGUAUCUUUCAAAUUUAUGUCCUACUAAAACGGCAACUUGGCUUAACAAGAAUAUGAAAAAUAAUUCCGAAUCGACUUCUUAAUAAAUAAAAUAAAAUAAAAAAACACGAGUGCAAAGAAUUCGAAAAUCGCUCGAAUGAAUUGGAUCACGGAUGCGCGACAUUGACACGGCUUUAUCGCGAUUUAUCAAAAGGAUCCGACGUCGAAAAUAGCAAGGGUCGCGUCAAAGUGGUAGUGGACGUUCCAUUCCUCCAAGCAUCCAUGUUUCGGAGGACAGAAUCGCGAUAAAUCUUCUCUCGCAACUCUGUCAAAUAAUAACAACAAAUUAACCGGCCGCUGAAAACACCACGUCCCCGCCGGCAAUUCCCGGCGACGCCAAUUAUUCAACGCGCUCUUCGGCGUAAUCAUGCAAAUCUGCGGGAAUUUCGCGGCCGGGCCGAGAUUUCCUGAUUAAUAAUAAUUACCACUGAUGAACUUGCGACCCAGUUAAAGCGUCGCUUCCUGUCGCGCCCCAACCACCAGCGUUCCUACCAACGCGUUUAUUUUCGGAGUUCGAUGCCCCACACCCGCCAUUUCCGACCAUUUUCCAUCCCGUGUUCGACGGGACGAGACGCGGAUUCCUCGAUGGAAUUGCGAUGAAUCAUCGUCCGAAAAUAAGAUUGAAUCGGUCGAGUGUACGAUUUGAUCAUCGUCCUCUUUGUUCCUCUCUCUCUCUCUGUCUGUUUUUCUUUUUCUUUUUCUUCCUCGAAGAAAAGGUUUUUCUCUUUUUUCGAACGAAAUGUCGCACGAUCGAGACGAUUACUCGUUUGGAGGCGUGAUAUAUCGAAAAAUAAAACGUCGUCGAAAGCGCUGCGAGCGACAGAAUAUUUACAGAGAUUAAACGGUAGAACAGGUACGUACCUGUUUCCAAUCUAAAGUAGUUUAAUGGAAUGGAAAUUGUUCGAUUAUUCUAUGACUACGCUCGUUUCGUGUAUAAAUAUACGAUACGAUGUACUUGCAAUUUUUCUUGAUAAAUUUUUGGAGCAUUCUUCGAUAUGUACCUCUUUUUCUUCUUUUUCCUCCCUCUUCACCGUUCGUUUCACAUUUAUUUCGGGGUCCAAACGAGGCAGUGGCACGUUUCAUUUCUUCGACAAAGUCCUAGGUAUAUAUAAAUAUUGCCAGAAAACUCGAUAAUUUAACUGGGGGCAAGCAAGCCAGAAAAACGUGGUCCUUGUGCUCAACCCAGCGUGGAACGAGUUACACGAUUGACCUCCCGGUCGGUCUCGUAUCGAAUCAUACACGCGGUUCGAAGAGCGGUAAAAGCGACGUGGAUUCGCGAUCGGUCGAACAGGUCGGGCCUCUCGCUCCAGUAAAUCGUUUGUCGUCGAAAAUCGACGCGAAAAAUCUUUAAGAAUUCCCUCUAUUAUCCUUCACUUGGACCUCGACUUGAACAAGAUCGAAAAGAUUUAUAUAUCGUGUUUUCGAAAUAAAUGUGGAACAACCACGCCAUAAUUCGCUCGUCGAUAGAUUUUAAGUUUAAAGUGAUCGAAAUAAAGAGGAUUUUCCUUGGCACGAGAUUAUAUAUCGAAAAUGACGUUUAUCUUAUUUAUUGGUCAAAUUAUUUAUUGCGUAAAUGAAGAAACUUUGAAUCAACUUGCACUUAUUUUUCUUUCGUGAUCUUUUAAAAUUUUUUAGAAAAUCUAGCAAGAUCGAAAAACUCUUUCUCUCGCUUUUACGAUGUAACGUCGCAUCUCAGCUAAGAGAAUCCAAUACGUGUCCGUCGUCGAAUUACAGUGAUUGCAUUUUCAAAAAUUCCAAAUUCUAUGUUGUUACGUGAAAGAUUGUAUCUCUAUGCUCUUUGUAGAAGAACGACAGUAAUUUUUCGAAAAUACGCGUAUACAAUUUCGAGAUCAUUGGUCGAUAAAUCGGCGGAGUAAAUUUUUAACACCUUGGCUUUUGAUACCUGAUAUCACGAUUUUUUGAUACGGCAUCGAUCACGCUAUGCUCGCCAGGAGAAGACCACGGAAGCGCGUGGAUCAAGAAAUCGUAACGGAACAUCCGUCGCGUUAAAAUAGACAUCCUGGAACUCGAAUCUAGUAUACUCUGCCUCGGUGUAGUACUCGAGGCUGCUAAAUGUAUCAUCGCACGUAUAUUUAGGCGAUGACUGUCAUCGGCUCGGUUCAAUCUAAAUACCUGGCCUUCUCUGGCUCUUUGAAAUUUCGCCAUCGAUAUCGUCUUAUUUCACCGUACAUCGCGGACAAUUUGCCGUGGAAGGUGUCCAUUUAUCGAUCGAAUAAUUUAAAUGAAAUUGAAAAUAUUUUCGAAACAGGAUGAAUAUCUCGGAUAAAAUUAAUUCUUAAAUUAUAUUUCUAUCAAAUUGAUUUUCUAUUGAAUUAUAAUAGAAGAUUAAAAUGUCGCGAUUUAAUUACGAAAACGUAAUUUCGUUUCAAUAAUUAUCGAAAACGAAAGAAAAAGGGGGUUAUUUCGAUCAUUAGUCUGCACAAUAAUCGUUCGUUACUUCGAUAGAUAGACACGGUAUGUUGAGAUUCUACCACGUAUCUUUAAUUACGCGCUGUAGAAUUAAAGUUCAGCAAACAGUGUAUUGUCGCCACGGUGUUAUCUGUUUACAGCGUGAACCCGCUAGUCACUCGCUAAAUAUACUGUUCGUGAGAUCAUGUGCAAUAUUAUAUAUGUAUGUAAACAUUCGUGUGUUUCUCAGUUCGCUCGAUGUUGCUCGUUCGAUAGCGAUCAUCGAUAAUUGCGUAGCGUCUUCUCAUCAUCCGUGUAACUCGUCUAUUGAUGAACUCGUUUGCAUCGAUCGAGAAAAGUUUUGUAAUCAGCUCGAUAUGCGCGUAUCGUACAACGCGUCGAGGAUACGUUCGAUGCAAAAUUCUUUCAAACACUUGCGUCGACUUAUCUAGAGAGAUAGAUAAGAAGUGGAUCUCGGUUAACCUGGUGCCUUUGAAAUUCGAACAUUACAGAACGUGUUAGAACAAAGGUGUUAUUGCAGUAUUAAUUCAUCCUCUCCGCGAUGCGUCACUGUAAAUCCUCCCUCUUGUCGAUUCGAGACGUGAAACGGUAUCGUAACGUGUGCGCGAUCGAAGGAAACGCUUCGAUGUUUACCGAUUAAUCGUGUGAGAAUUUUGUCGAACCGAGUGUGCGACCUGUGCAAUGCCCCAGUGCAACGUGACGAGGAUGAGCGUACUCGAGAAGCCGUGCGGAACAUCGACGAGCAUCCGUCUCGAGGAUCUAACGUGAUUGUUGGACGGCGGCGAGACGACUCUCGAGAUGCCUCAAUACGACGACACCUUCCUCGACUCGCCGAUCUUCCGGCGGCGCACGCGUAGUUACGCCGUGCAGAAGGAGUUCGCGCCCAAGUCGAGCAGCUUCGUCACGGCCACACCUUUGCUGCUGGCCGUGACCAAUCACGCCAGGACCCUUUCCGGUUCCUUAUCGACCUGCAGCCUCAAAGAAGUCGAGGAGCGGUCCGGCGGGAAGGCGCGCGGCGGUAAACUUGCGCGUCGUGCGCGCUCGUUCAAGGAGGACUUCCUGGAGAAGCUCUCCCACAUGCGUUCUCCCGGUAGCGGCAGCGGGGGCGGAGGAAGCGGGGCGGCCACGAGGGCCGCCUCUCCCUCCUCGCCGCGGACGCCGCGGGACAAAAGCGCCCCCGGGUGCACGGACGCCACCCUCGACAAGAACCCCCUCCGUGACCUGCACAUCCACGUGCGACAGGUGCAGCUGGCACUGCUCCACUUCAAGGACGUCGUGUUGAAGAAGAAGCUCGAGAUGCUGCCCGGAAACGGCACCAUCAUCCUCGACCACAUCACCACGAUACACACGGUGUUGAAAUCCUAUUUGCUCUACGAGAACAGCUCCACUCUGGGAUCAGCGACGAAUCAGGUGUACCAAGCUCUAGCACAAUUGUUGAAACUCUGCGACGACGUGUUGCUGCACGGCGACCAGUCCUCCGCGUUGGACACCGAGAACGUGACGCACAUUAUAGGAUUAGUCGAGGAUGCGGUGAAAAACUUGGUCGAUCUGGCGAACGAGAAGAUCGCCAACAGACAGAAACCUGCCGCCGUCGCAACGAGCAAUAGAACGUCGGGUUAUGGAUCGGAAUUGACGCCACAAAGAAAUUCUUUACCCGAUAUCCCGCUAACCCCGAGGGAAAGGCAGAUUUUAGAGCAGACCGCUGCGACUACUAGUCUGGUCCGUAGUUCGCAUAGUUCAGAGUCGAUUUUAAGGGAUUCUAGUCCACCCCCAAAACCACCACUCCCCGAAAGAACUAAUGUGUGUCUGUCGGAGGAAAAUAGUUCUUCCGGUACGCCCCCGCCAUUGCCACCGAAACGGAGAACGAGGGCUCAACAGUUGCUCGACGAAUCCGAAGGUCUUUUAGCAUCUAGUCUUGAUGGUGUUUCCCUACGAAGUAGAUCUCCAGAGGAUUCGUCGUCUCUUCUAAGCGCGUCGGCUGGCAGUUUGGAUUCGGCCCUGAAUCAUUCUCGCGACGAGGAUGAGAUACGGGCGAUCAUGGGACCAAACGACGACUCUUUGAACGAUAGUAUGGAUCUCAGCCUGAUGGCUACUAUUCAGGGCAUGCAAGUUAAUGGUAGUUCAAACUGUAGUUGCUGGGACGGUUCCGAAACAAAUAUACCAAGUACCAUGUUAUUAGGUCAACAAACUCCACAAGAAGUGCUUCAUCAAUUUACUGGUAUAGAAGGAAAUCGAUUAUCGACCCAAACGCAAGAAUCUGGUUUCGUAUCAAUGCAUUCACAACGAAGUUCAUCCCAAAGUUAUACUACUACUUCCAGUAUAACGUCCAAAAGAUCUUCCCAGCAGAGCAGCAUUAGUUAUAAUUCACAAACGUUCAAUUCUCAACAAUCGUUUUCACAAACAAAACUAUCUUCGGAUAGUAACGGGUCUAUUUUCACUCAGAAGACAAUGACUAGUUCGAAGAGUACUGUUAGCACAAAUAUAUCUGGAAGUGGAGAUUCCGCGAUAUUAGAAAAAUUGGAAAUGGAAUCGAUAUCUACAUCGGACGCUAAUGGUGUACCGCCGGCAUUACCAGAAAAACGAUCGAAACGGAGAAAAGAACGUCAGCCAUCACAGUACGACAAUGUACCUGAAAACGAGCAUUUAUCAACCUGUAGUUUACAUACUAAUAACGGCGAUAAUCCAGAUGCCAGUAAACCUCCACCACUUCCUCUUAAAAAAAGGCAUAUGUUCCAAUCAGUGGCAUAUUCUGUCAUGGCAUACAUGGAGAUGUUUGGGAAUUGUUCUCAUAGUAACAAUGACUUCAUCUCUGGUCUUGGGACCCGCCAUUCAGUGGCAGCUUAUAAUUCAAUGCUAGGUGAAUGGCAAAAUGAUAUGGCCCUUACUACGACACAAUCGUGUUCUUUCAUGGCACACACUAUGACCACAUUGCACGAUAGUUCAAAUACCUCCAUAACUAUGACACCAUCAGUAACAGAACUAACAAAUAAUUCUAGUCUCCCACCAGCAUUACCACCAAAGAGAUCCCGAUCCAUUAAAUCAAAUGCAACACCUCCACCAAUUUCGCCAAAACCUACCAUUAGCAUGCAAAGUAUACAUACAAUCGAGCCAAUCGUAACGUCGACUCCAGUAAAGAUAGAAGAAUCUGGUUGCAUUCAUGAUAAGAAAGAGCUGACACCUUCGACUCCAGUAAAAUUGAAUAACGUUGCCUUAGAUACAAUAUUACCAUCAUCAAGACCAGCUAGUAAUGCUUUAUCAUCGAUAUCUGUUGAUGAUAAUACUUUGGAAUUAAGAGAUAUCGAUCAAGACGAUAGCAUAUUAGAUGAAUUGGAUAUCAGUAAAUAUUUAGUUUUUAAAAAACCAGAUGAAGAAGGACCAGAUAUAAGAGGUGGUCAUCCUGAUGCAUUACUAAUUCAUGCAACUAAAGCUAAUAAACACGAUGAGAAGGAAUCAGACUUUUUGUAUCAAGAAGCAUUUUUAACAACGUAUAGAACAUUCAUGCAACCAUUGGAAUUAAUUCAAAAACUGCAUAAACGUCAUCAGCGAUUCUCCUGUUCUGCUGACGUUGUCAAACAAAGAGCAGCUCGUGAAGCAUUUUCUUUAUUAGUUAGAGCUGUUAGCGAUUUAACUAUGUCUGAUUUGGACGAUACCCUCUUGCAAACUCUAAUGGAAUUCGUACAACAAUUAGUAUGUAGCGGUGAUCUUACCAUGGCGAAAGCUUUGCGUGUUAAAAUUUUAGAAAAACACGCUGUGAAACAAUUACAAUCUGCACAACCAAUUCUUUCUUCGUUAAGUGUGACAACAAAGCAAGCUUCCCUUCUCGAUUUUAAAAGUGAACAAAUUGCGGAACAAAUGACAUUAUUAGAUGCUGAUUUAUUUAUGAAAAUCGAGAUACCGGAAGUACUAAUUUGGGCACAAGAACAAAACGAAGAACGAAGUCCGAACUUAACUAGAUUUACAGAACACUUUAAUAAAAUGUCGUAUUGGGCCAGAUCGAGGAUACUAGAACACAGAUUAGAAAACGAAGCAAAAGAUAGGGAAAAAUAUGUCGUUAAAUUCAUUAAGAUAAUGAAACAUCUUAGAAAAAUAAACAAUUUUAAUAGUUAUUUAGCCUUGCUUUCUGCAUUGGAUAGUGCACCUAUUAGAAGACUCGAAUGGCAAAAACAUAUUACAGAAGGCUUAAAGGAAUAUUGUGCUCUUAUUGAUAGUUCUAGUAGUUUUAGAGCUUACAGACAAGCUCUGGCAGAAACGCAACCGCCAUGUAUUCCUUACAUUGGACUUGUAUUACAAGAUCUUACAUUCGUGCAUAUUGGAAAUAGUGAUCUCUUACCUGAUGGCAGUAUAAAUUUUUCGAAAAGAUGGCAACAAUUUAAUAUUGUUGAAAAUAUGAAAAGGUUCAAAAAAGGGACAUAUUCAUUCAAGAAGCACGAACGUAUAAUAACGUUCUUCAACAAUUUCAGUGAUUUCCUCUGUGAGGAGGCAAUGUGGCAGAUUUCAGAAAGUAUCAAACCACGUGGUGGGAAAAAAGCACAGUCGCAGAACUAGAAUAUAUCUAACCCUUUCACUGCCUGUGUCUCGAAAUCGAAAGGCUGAAUCAGUGAAUUAGAAAUUUAUAUUUAUGGUAUUUAGAUAAAUUUUUAAUUAUGAACUGAAGAAAAAUGAUACAACACUCUAGGGUGGUGAAAGGGUUAGCUAUGUCUAUACCGUUUCAACAGCCUCUGUGAGGUUGUAUUUUAAUUUAUGAAAAUUUAAGUAUUCAAUCUAUAUUAAACAAAAGGAAAAAGAAAAAAAGAUUACAAACAAACAUUUAGAUCAAAUUGAAAUUUGAUAUAUUUGUUUUGUUUAAAAAUAUAAAUUGCGUGUAUGGAUAUCGAUUGAAUCGAAACGCGUCGAGACUUUAAUGAAUUGGCUAAGAUCAAUCAUGUCUCAAUGUAUUUUUGUAGUUUUUUUCCUUUUUGCCAUAAGAUAAAUAAGGGAAAAAUUUGCUAUGGAUCUAUGCAACGUAUACUUAAACGAUGCAGCUAUAACGAUGCUUAACAUAGCAUGAAGGGAAAGAAACCCCGCACAUAUAUUAACUAUAUUCUAUAUAUAUAUAUACAUAUAUAUAUAUAUAUAUACACAUAUAUAUACAUAUAUAUAUAUAUGAAAACUAUUUAUUUAUUUGCCUUAUAUCAGCGACAUGUAAAAAAUAGUAGAUGUCAUUCAUUUCUUUUUUUCUUUUUUUUAAUUUAUUUAAGUAUAUAUGUGAACGUCCAUCAUAUAGCUUUAUCGUAGGUAGAAAAACUUUUCAAACGUCAACAGGGAAAAAUCUGUUGACUUCGCAAGGAAAAACACCAAUUACGUUGAUUAAUGUAGAGCCAUUGUAGUAUCAGAUUAGCGCAAAAAUAAUGCGCUUUUCCGAACACAUGGCACGACUGAGCGUAACUGUUACAUAUACUAUUGUAUAUGAUUCUAGGAAACACUUUUUGUUGGAAACUUGUUAAUAGGUAUCCAAGCUUUCAGCUUUAAAUCGAAUGGUUACCUAGAAAUAUGUAGGUAAAUUAAGUGUGAAAAAACUCACGAUCAUAACAAAAGAAUUGAGUUGAUAUUUUAUUAACAUCAUCCAAUGGUUUUGUUGAUAAUUAUAAAUAUUAAUAUAUCAUAAUUUGAUAUUUUUCACUACCAAAUUUUUUUCUACGUUUAUAGAUUUCAGCAAUGAAAGCAAGAGCCUUUCUUUCACAGUACAUUCCGAUAGAGUGAAAGAAUUCGAUCAAAUUAAUUUUAUUAAAAUUAUAAAGAUAAAGAAAAAAACAUAUUAAUUAUCCGUAUAAUUUUUUUAUUUUUGUUUAAAUAUAUCGAAAUUUAAUAGAGUGCAUCAAUUUUUUUUUUUUUUUUUUUCUUUUUUGACUUUCUAAGAUAAAUAAUACCGCUAUAAUGAUAUAUGGCUGUCUGUGUGCCUCAUAUUAUAGAGUGAAUGAAUAUCUGCCUAUUAACACUUCUUUGUUCUCACAUUUAAUAACAUAAAUGUCUUGUAUACAAUAUUCAUGGGCAAAGCUAUAAUAAUCAGGCUUAAGAGAUUUAAAAAGGAACUAUCAUCUGCAUGUUAACGCGUUCUAUGUAUAAUCGUACCGAUUGUACAUUCUUAUUCACGUUAAAGAAAAAGGCCUAAGCAGUUGAUAGUUAACGUCGGUCUAUAAGCAUAAUGAUUAAUUAAAAUUUAUCAUUAAACAUUGAAAAAAAAAAUAAAGCUAAAACAACCAUGAUUUAGUCUCAAGAUAUAGUUAGAAAAUUGUACACAUAUAUAAAUUCGAUAAACAUUUGUCAAUUUCUAAACAUGCACCAAGUAUACAUAACAAGUAUACAUAGCUUUCAAUAUAAAUCAUAAACAAAAAAUAACAAGCGUUAAAAAUUGUUUUAUAAAAAUAGAUGCACUCCGUUAAUUGCAACUAUAAACAAUUCAAAAGAAAAAAAAGUGGAAAAAAAUCAAUCUUAGUUAAAAAUUUUUUAAUGAAGCAUACAUGUUGCACCAAUAAUUCGUUAUAAGUAUAAAUAUGAUGGUAAAUGUGAAUUUUUUUGCACAAAAUUCAUAAUACGUGAGUGUGUGUGUGUAAAUGUAUGUGAAGACAAAUAUUUUAUGUUUAAUAGUUGGUACAUAAAAAAAUAAUUUGUCUAAUCUAUAACUAAAAGAAGUUUAUUAACGUUGUAAAUAGUUUGAUUGUAUUCAUAAUUUGUUGUAUAUGUACGCGAGUGCCCAUUUAUUAUUCACAAUUGUAUAUACGCAGCGUAUUAUCUUUACAUUAAUUUUACGCACGACGUAAUUAAUCCCAUGCAGUUUUUAAGUUAAUCAAAAUCAUUGUGAUGCCAUGUUACAUUCUUUUAUAGUAGCGAAUAUCAUUAUCUUUAUAUUAUUUUCAUUUAAUUAAUGAAAUUAAAUAGACAAUCCAUUUUACUAGAUAUCCUUGAGUCAUACAAUUUGAAGUAAUGAAUACGCAUAAAUUCCUUAUCACAAAAAAAAAAUAAUAAAUUAAAAUAAAUUAAAACAUUACUAUUUAUAAUAUGUAGCAAUAUUUUCCAAAUAUAAAAUUAAUAUUAGAAAUCAUAAAAAUAAAAAAUAUAUAUAUACAUACAUGUAUAUUUUCGUUAAUAAAAAAUCAAAUUGAUUUUUAUUUUAAUUAUAUAUAUAAAAUAAAUUAUAAUUUUUAUUGUUAUAAGGAAUUUACGUAUUUUUGAUUCAUUGCAUAAUAUUAGGAUAUCUGGUAAUCAGGUUCAAUUUCGUUUUUUUUUCUGUAUUUUUCUUUAAUAGAAUCAUUGUCAUUUUUCUUUUAUAAUUUAAUUUUUUUUAUACAUCAUAUCCUUUCAAAUUCCAAUCCACAUGUACAUAUACUUCGAAAUCGCUUCUACUUUUUGAAAUUCUGUUAAUAGUUCCUUUUAUAAAAUGGCUCACUGAAAGUGUAUUUAUAAAUGUAAUGUAUUUAUAUUAAUUGCCGUUGCAUCUAUUUUAUAUUAUAUUUUUUCUCAAUUUACUGUUAACAGAAUUCUCUUGUAAAUUUCGCGUAAGCAUAUAAGGAUACAAUUUAAGAUAAAUGCUAACAAAAUCAUGAGUGAGAUAAAAACAGUGAAUAUGCAACGAAAAAUAUAGACUCGGUCAGUUUAUUAGAUAAAAAAAAUAAUAGGCUAUUUCGUGGUAGGCGAACAAACUGUGAGAAAAAUGAAUUGAUGAUUAAAUUGAUAAUAAGAUAUUUUUGAAAUUCUUUAUUUUAUACUACAAGAAUAUUAAUUAGAAAAUAAAUAAAUAAAUUAUAAUAUUUAUGAUCUAAGCAAUUCAAAUAUUAUAUUCAAUUUUGUACUCUGGAAUCAUUAUUAAUAAUUAUAUUAAUAAUAAUUAUUAAGCAAAUAUCUGCCAUGUGAUUACAUUAAAUUCAAUCUUUACGUUUUAUAUUUUAUCUAUGUUUUAUAUGUCGAAGAAUUAAAAUAACAGAUAUAUAAUUAAAAAUCGAUUUUUGUAACUUCUAGAAUUAAGUAAUUAAGAUUUCUAAUCCAUUUAAAAUUCUUGAAUUUUCUUUAAAACAAAUCAUAACUAUAAUUCUAUAUAUUCUAUACUAUAAAUAGAUACUUAUAAUACAAUCAUAAAUUAUCUUAUAAAUUUACAAUAAAUCAAAAAUUUAUGUAUCGAAUAUCUUAAAAAAAUAUAUUUAGUUCUUAAAUGAUUGUUACUAUCAAAUCUAUCUUAUUAUCAAUAACAUUAAUUACCUAGAUUUAAAUCUAGAAUAAUAUCUGCGACUAUAUUCUUUCGUCUUUAAUUAGCCAAGUAUAAACUAGCAUAAACAAAAUGUAAUACGGUGUUUUUUCUAUCUUUUGCUGAACGUAGGUAUUAGCUUUCAGAACAGUCUAUAAAUGGAAAUGGACUCUAAAGCAAUCGCUGUUAAACUUAUUCUUAAACAAGAAUGACUUUUGCGCCGAGAAAUAAUUGCGACGCCCUUUAUCACAUAUAUCGAUACUUCCAAGGCGAGGGAUAUUUGCUAUUUUAACGAUAGAUUGUAAAUAUAUUAUACAACAAAUUUGAUGACGAACGAUUCAUCGAUCUCUUAUUAUAUAUUUUCGAAAAUAAGAAAACAAAAAUGUUUUAGGAUUUGAAUUAAAAGAACAUUUCUGGAACAACCAUGUGAAAUUUAUCCGCACUUUUAAAAUCGAUCGUGUACUAAGUCGAUUGUAGUCAAAUAACUCUCGCCGAAUUUCAAUUACCAAUGUUUUAAAUGUGUUAUUCCAAUGAAAAAACAAUAAGUAAUAUCCCUAGCGAAUAAUCGAUAAGCGUCAAAUAAGUAAUAAUUACUAUUAAUGUGUUACUGAUCUCUUAUCGACAACAACAAAAAAAAUAUUAUAUGUGUAAUUAACAUUUAAAUAGGUACAAUGGUAAGUAUUAAAAAGUAUCGAUAACCGAUGGUCUGCUGUGAUUUUCGAUACUUUGGUUAAUAUAAGUUUAAAGAUGUUUACCAAAGUAUUAAUUAUCGCCAUGACAAAAAAAGAACAUAUCCACAAAAUGCAUUGUAUUGCUGUUUAAAAAUAACAAAAAAAUAAUCUGAAUGCUAAAAGAAAUACCAAAAGGAGAAUCUCGAAAAACAAAUUGAUUCAAAGUAAUAUCGAUUUUUAUUCCAUUAUUUUUAACGAUGAUGUAAUUUGUUUGUUUGUUCAGCAGCAUGAGAUAUCAAAAUUUAAGUGAUUUUUUAUCAGGGGAGAAAGAAAAUUUUAUGUAGUCAACAACAAUGUAUAUCGAAAUAAAUAUAUUACUGAUACUAUGCUAACGUAUGCUUAAAUAUUUAUAAAAUUUAAUUGUAUAAUAUAAUAAUAUAUUUAACAAAAUAUAUAAUUUUAGAUUAAUAAUUAUUCAAAUAACUAAAAAAAAUAAUUCACAAUUAACAAAAUUUUUUAAUACAGAUUGACUUAUUUUGUAAAUAAUUUUUAAUAAUGACUAUAAUAUAACUUUCUAGCAAUUAAUGAUUAAAAUAUCAUUAAAAUUACAUGUUAUUUAACAAAGAAGGAAAAAAAUAAAUAGAUAAUUUUCACUAUUUUAUUCUACAGACAAAUAAACUUUAAUGUAAAUAUAUUGAAUCAAAAAUUAUACAUAAUAAACAAAGCAUUAAAUAAUUUUCAAAUUAAUUUUUCUCGAUCAAAAUAAUCAACAAUCAAAAAUUUUAAAUGAACUCAAAAAUACGAAAACCAUAACUUCAGAUUAUUUAUAUAUUUUAAAUAUAAAUAUUAAAUUAGAUUUAUCAUAAUUUAUUAAGUAUAUAUUUUAUUGCUGCUUUACACAAACAACAAAUUGCAUAAUAAUCGUCAUUUUGAGCUUGAAAAUCUUCUGCGAAGAUUGCACAUCAAGAUAUUAUGUAAUUUUUAAAAAUAAAUGCAUUAAUGCAUUAAUUACAAAAAAAUUGCGUUAAAUAGUCCGAUUGAAAAAUAUCGGCAUUAUACGAUAAUCUAUUAUUAAUAAGUCGAAUAAUUUUAGUAAUUGCUACAAUUGUAUAUGAAAAUGAAUUGCUCUUCAUUUUUGUGAAUAAUUUAAUAAAUUCAAUUCGUAGCAUUGGCUCUAUUAGGGAUUGAUCCCUUGAAUAAAAUUUUUGACCAAAAUUCAAUUCAAAAAAUGAUCAUAAUGAUAAUUCUUUAAAAAUUUUUUUAAUUUAUAUGUUAUUUUUAAAAUUAUAUUAAAAAUUCUUUAUGAUUUAUAUUAUAAUUAUCACAUUUUUAAAUGUUUUUAUAUAAUUGCAUUCUUCAUACUCUCUUUUUUUUUAUCCUAAAAUUAUUAUUAUAGAACUGCCACGGAAAUAUGUAAAUUAUUUGAAUUACAUUAUAUAAAAAACAAAAAAUAUAUCAUAAUUAUAUCAUAAUUAUACAAAUAUCAUAAUUAUUUAAGGAAUCAAUCCAUUUCUACAUUGUUCAUAAAUUACAAUAAAAUUACAAUAUAUUGUAUUUCAUACAAUGCAAAGAUAAUAUUAAGCAAAAAAAAAAAAAAUGACAUUUAUAUUAUAUAUGUGUCUCAUUUAUAGGACUCUAUACACGUGUGUAGAACCCUGAUACUAAAAAACAAAAAUAUAACCUACAAUUCAUACGAAACACAAUUCACUGAGCAUAUCAUUUGUAAGCGAGCGAUUACUAUGCUAUUAUAUUCGAAAUCCCUUUUCAAUUAUAUUCACCUGUGAAAAAAUAAAAAAAAUUCCGACAGCUGUAUUUAAGAAAUAAAUAUAAUACUAAAUGCUCACACAUUUUAAUUAUGCGAUUUAUUAUAGUAGUUGAUCAUAUUUUUCUAUAUACAUUUUUUUUUAUUAUGCUGCAAUACGCGCCGUUUUAACAUAUUUAUGUAAUGAGAUCCAUGUGCAAUUAAUGUAUCCACAAUUAUUUACAGAUUAACUAAGAGAAUAUGUACUUUUCUUUCGUUUUCUCUAUUUUUAACUAUUAUGUUGAAUGAUUUUAAUAUGCGUACGAAAUUUUCGAUCAAAUGUUAUUGCUUCUUUUAAGUGUAUAAAGAAAUGAAAUAAAAAUGUGUUAGAGCCAAA
Messenger RNA from Apis cerana (Asiatic honeybee), 18132 nucleotides. It is a transcript of the gene C3G, whose product is annotated as C3G guanyl-nucleotide exchange factor. Gene Ontology annotation, biological process: Ras protein signal transduction. NCBI's taxonomy places the organism in Eukaryota, Metazoa, Arthropoda, Insecta, Hymenoptera, Apidae. Gene Ontology annotation, molecular function: guanyl-nucleotide exchange factor activity. Gene Ontology annotation, cellular component: plasma membrane. The record is from RefSeq and is a predicted model, not a curated record.